AUGUCGACCAAGAAGAAAGUCGCUCUGUCCUGCGCCCUGGGUAUUGGUUCAGUACACAUUGAGCCAAAUGGCUACGUGCUGCCAGCGUUCUCUGAAAACAGCAUUCUAAUCGCGGAAUUUGGCAGUGUCGAGGGCAGCACCAUCAUCAUUGCGAGCUCCAUACCUGUUAUGCAACCACUCCUCGAGCUCAUCCUGCGACGCAACCCCUUCAGUUCCGGGAAGGGAUCCAAGCAGACACCGCAGUAUUACGAGCACUACGGCUCCCAGAGCAAAUCAAAAUCGCGCGGCGGCGGCAUCGAGCUCGGCCAACGCAAGCCCAAGUCCAAGCCCAAGGACGACCUCGGCCUUACCAUAAUCGAGAGCGACGACAGUCAAGAGAACAUACUAUCCCCAACAACCGGUUCAAACAACCAAACCUCCACAUCAUCGGGUGCCCCGACCCUCACAAACAACAGCGACUCUAGCCGGCAUGCUGCGGAUGGGAAAAUCGUCCGGACCGAUUGCGUGAGCAUUUCCUACGAGGAAAGAGGACGCACUCAGGAGACAUCUGCUUCGAGCAGGUGGAGGGGCCAUUUAAGCCGAAGUUCAUUUCGCGUUUAA
Molecule: messenger RNA, 600 nt
Organism: Colletotrichum chrysophilum
Lineage: Eukaryota; Fungi; Ascomycota; Sordariomycetes; Glomerellales; Glomerellaceae
Exons: 2
Coding region: 1-600 (199 amino acids)
Molecular function (GO): protein binding
Source: RefSeq, a predicted model, not a curated record